AUGGCGUUCAAAAGUGUUCUACCCCCUUCCGACAAGAAGCCCAAAUCGCAAUCCAGAUCGCCAAGUGGCAAGUCACGAUUUCUAUACGCUCUCCGCGAGAACUUCAGUGUUUCCACCUGGCUGCUGAUCGGAGCGCUUCUUCAAUCCAUCCUGGUCUUCAUUAUUCCUCGUCUCUAUGCGUUCCUCCCAGUCUUCUUGAUCCUGGCGGCCCGCUUCGGUGAUAGCUUGGCCAUCACCUUUGGGUUCAAGCGAAAUUACUACAUGGACGAUGCCAUCCUUCAUCGCGUCUCUCCCCAGAUUCCCGAUGAAGAUGGCAACUUCCAUGAAGACUCCUCCAAUGAGAAGGUGGUGGUGUUCAUGCUGGGCGCCAAGUCAAAUCACCCGCUGGGCAUCUUCGCUCCCAAUCUCAAAGAGACGGGUGAUUUUCUCAACAACAUGACCAAGGCCUUGGAGCAGAAUUCGGUCGAAAAUGGCUUCUACGGCGGGUCCACGUGGAGUAGCCAGGACAAGAACGGAGCCAACGAGUUCCUCUUCCUCAGCUACUGGCGCUCAACCGAGGAUGUGCACAAUUUCGCCUAUCAACCUGUCCACCGCGCAGCCUGGGACUGGUGGAAUGCAUCUGUGGGGGACGGCAAGUUGGAUCACAUCGGGAUCAACCAUGAAAUCUUCGAGGUGGAUCGUCAUCAUUGGGAGGGGGUUUACAUCAACUUCCAACCGACAUUGCUUGGAGCGACCACUUACUUGAAGAAGGGGGACAAGAUGGUUGGUGGUAAUGUUCCUGACCAGUGGAUUUCACCACUUAUCGAUGCGAGGAGGGGAAAGCUACGGACGAGCGCCGGCAGACUGGGGCGUGAUCCUCAACAGAAUGCUGAGAAACACAACUUUGACGGUUACAUGGAAUGA
Messenger RNA from Exophiala bonariae, 903 nucleotides. RefSeq lists its product as uncharacterized. The transcript has a single exon. The record is from RefSeq and is a predicted model, not a curated record. Lineage: Eukaryota; Fungi; Ascomycota; Eurotiomycetes; Chaetothyriales; Herpotrichiellaceae. The coding region runs from base 1 to 903 and encodes 300 amino acids.